Messenger RNA from Magnusiomyces paraingens, 7167 nucleotides. RefSeq lists its product as uncharacterized. The transcript has 4 exons. The coding region runs from base 1 to 7167 and encodes 2388 amino acids. NCBI's taxonomy places the organism in Eukaryota, Fungi, Ascomycota, Dipodascomycetes, Dipodascales, Dipodascaceae. Gene Ontology annotation, biological process: DNA integration. The record is from RefSeq and is a predicted model, not a curated record. Gene Ontology annotation, molecular function: nucleic acid binding.
AUGAGCUCCUUUGACGCUCCUCAAGCGCCAAAUUUCAAACAAUUUCUCUACAAAAGUGAAUUGGAUUUUUGGAUAUACGGUCUUAUUGGGCAAAUUAACAGCUGCGGCCGGAGUUUUUGGAACAACUAUAUCUAUAAGCCAAUUGUUGGCCAUACUGCCCUUCAGCUUGGUUAUGGUAUCAGGUUUGAGAGGGCCCUUGAUGAACUACUCAAGGCUUACAUUUUAAAAACCACGCCUGCAGCUAACCUGGCUGCAGCUGAACAGGCCCGGUGGGACACGUCGCCCGAGUUUCUAAAAACUCCACCUAUGGAUUCGGCGUCUGUGCGGGAAGAAGCCAUGGGGGUCCUAUUUGAACCAGGAAAAAGAAUGGCCCGUAUAGAUCCCGAAAUCCUAGAGCCCGCCGACCUGGGGCGAGUGCUCUCAUUUUACCAACGUCUUAAUCAUAUUGGUUUGCGCAUAUCCCCAAGCCCUGAGCUUAACAUUGUAUUUGCGAUGACGCAAGCUAUCUCAGUAGGAGUUCCAGGUCCUAGUUAUUUCUCCGGGCUCACCAGCAGUGAAAUUGAAACCAAAAUACAAGCUACUGUUACUGAAGCUUCCAAGUGGGCCUCUGUAGUGGAGCAAUAUUUCUUUAACAACCCGGAUGGCACCUUUCACCGUGACCUUAUCUUAGCAGUACUGAAUAACAACAAGGUUUCAGCAGCUGCUCGCGAAGAUCCUCAGAGUCAUCUCUGGGGAUUACCAACAACUUCAGCAGCCUUCGUAAAAGGUCGAAGAAUUAUUGACGGUUCAACAAAAGUGGUGCCAAAGCAGGAACCCAAGCAAGAACCCAAGCAGGAAUCCAAGCAGGAAACCUCGAAGAAAGCUGGCCACUCUGAUACCAAGCAAGGAAAAGGGAAGCAGUGGUCCAAGGGGUCCGGUGGCAACAAGAGGCGCAACAAUGAAGACAAGCAAGCUAGAAAGUCGAACUCUGAUGGUCAAAACAGAGUUGCUGCCUUGAAAGCUACCGAAUAUCUUGAGGUGGCUCGCGACGAUGUUGAAACUCUUUGCUCGGUUGCUCGGGCUAUCCAAGACGUAUUUGAUAAUGACGGCGGAAGCAGUGAUUAUUCGCCAGUUGCUUUUCUUCCACCUGCCAACCAAAUCGCCUCUGUGGGUGAAACAAAUCUUCCAAAUGUUCUUGAUUCUGGAAAUGCUACUGGUCAUCUUAUCUCAGACAACAGUUACUUUGUGUCGUAUGAGAAAUACAGCAGCCCCAAAACCAUCAGCUCUUAUGGUGGUUCCGACAUCGUGUUAGAAGGGGAAGGUAAAAUUGCUGUUGUAUUAAAAGGUGACGGUGGCACCAAUAUUUGCCAUAUUGCUGACGCACUUUAUUUUCCUGCUGGGUCUAGCAAUUUGUUUUCUGAUUCUGUCUGGCGCACGCACGAUGUUUCUUUUCAUACGGUCCCAAGUGGGGACUGUCUGGCCUAUUUUGGUGAGGAAAAGGUUGGUAGGGUUGGUGGUGCCAGAGAUGCCAAGUCUCACAUUUGUGCCAACAUUGUUCCGGUAAAGUUUACUAGGAAUAUCGUACCUCCAACUGGCUCCUUCAAGUUCUCAGGAAAUUCAAUUGACUGGGAUCAGAUUUGCAGACAAGGACCAGAAGCUAUGAGGAAGGUUGAUAAAUCAGCUCUCGCUGUUGGAAAGGGACUUCCUGUCCUCUCACCGUCUCUCAAAUUUAUUGCAAAGGAGGCCGUGUUGAAUUCGCAGGCACUUGACUGUCAUGUUCGGUUUGCUCAUUGCUCUUUGACUUCGGUGAAGCAUUUAGCCAAGCUUGCUGAUCCUCCCUUUGAGGUGACCAAGCGUGACGAAGAGUUGAUCAAGGACUGUGUCAUAUGUGGCACGUCAAGAAGCAUUAAGCGGUUCACUUCUCCGGAUAAGCAUAUAGCUUCUGAAUCCACGGCUCCGUUAGCCCAGAUUCAUGCUGAUCUCGUCGGUCCCAUAGGUCCUGCCUCUUCAGGGGCCAGGUACAUGCUGAAUAUCAUUGAUGCAUUUUCUGGUUACAUCUAUGCUUUUGCUCUGGAAUCUAAGGAUGAAGCUCCUGGGAAACUUAUCCAGUUCUUUAAGCAGUUUGUGCCCAAAGCUGCUCGCCGUGCUGCUGACGGCAAGGCCACCAAGCUUAUUACUGACAAUGGUGGUGAAUUUAUCUCUGGCACACUUGGAAAAUUUUUAGCAGACUGGGGCGUCAUUCAUAUUUUAACUGCUCCUGAUGAACACCAACAAAAUGGGAAAAUUGAGCGUGCCCACCGCACACUGCGUGAGAUAUCUACUAGAGCCUUGAUGCAGUCGACACUCUGGGCCAAUAUCUACUGGGACUCUGCCUGGCUCUACGCUGUGCAGGUAUAUAAUUUCUCCAUAGUUAAUAAAGCCGGUAUCUCACCUUAUGAAGCCUUUACGGGCAGAAAACCACCUAUAGCACUAGUGCACACAUUUGGCUGCCUAGUUUUUGUCAUUAAAUCUGAGUCUCAGAAACUCAAAGGGACCCUUCAGCCUCGGGGCGAGCCUGCUCUGUAUUUGGGUCCCGACCCGUUAAAUCCUAAGAAUUUUCUAUGCAUUACGAGGAACAAGCGCAUUCGGCGCUGUGUACACGGCAACUUUCGUGACCAUGUCUUGCCUGGCGUUAAGGGCGAAAAGCCAAUUUACGAGGGUGACAUUCUCAUUGACUACAGUAAGAUUGGAAAUCGUGACCCUGACUACAGUGACUCUUCCACUGAUGAAUCAGAAAGUGAAGAUGAAUCUGACUCUGACGACUACUCUCCCACUUCACUCUCUGGUGGUGGUGGUGGUGGUAACUUUGGCUGGACUUAUGUGGGCUCUGAGGAAAGGAGCCACAGAUCCAGCAGAUUGGAGGACCAGGAUUCUACUUCUACACCACCGACACCUAUAACUGAAAACUCUUUUCAACCGUUGGAAGAUGAUGAUGUGGAGCUGGUUGCAGAUGAAUCAAUUAGUGUUGGUGACGACAAAGAUACACUUCAGUCUGAGGACCAUAUAUUGCUCGAAGAUUCUGCUGUUGAUGAUGCUGAUUUGAGAUCGGUGAACUCCAACGUAGCUGGUCGCCCUGGUUCCGAAGAUACUAACGAAGAUUUUUCUCACGAAAAUUCAUUUUCUGAACAUAUGGUAAAGCUCCAGAAAGCCUUUGCUCCAGGAACUCAGUCGCCCUCAGUGGUGGCUCAUCAAACAAGUCCGGUGACUCUUCCCAAACAACUACACAUUUUGGAUGAGGAUGACAGUGUGGAUCUUGCGCUGUCUGGAACUGCUGAACUUACCCGCGAGGCUUCAGCUGUUGAAACCGCUAGCCAAUCUGGUGAUGACAAUCAGGAUGCGGUUGACUCAGAAACCAAUGAUGAAGACAUGGAUGGGUCUGUGGAACAUAUACUGGGUUUCGACGAAUUGGAAGACUCAUCAGAUUCUGAAUUUUCGUCUAGCGACGUUGUCAUGGAUUCCUCUACUAAGUUGGAGGAAGCUCCUGCGAGAGAUGUCGGGGUGCCGCAAGAUUUAGGUGACACUCAAGGUACUGCUACAAGCACAAAUAAUCCUGCCAGCAAUCAACUGGUUUUGGCGGCGGCGGAACUUGUACGGGCCACCACCGAGCUAGUAGAAACUACGACGUCUGCAAAUCGGUCUGCCAGAAUGGCUGAGGCGGGCGGUAGUAGGAAGAGGCAUCUAAAUUUAGCGAGAUUAAAAUCUGCGCUGGAACGUGCUGGUCAGCCAGAAAAUCGUCGUUUACAUGCCGGUAGGCGGAGCCAAGUGGCUGGCUCCUCAGGUAUACGGCAGGAGCUACCGGAGCUACCCCCAGCGCCCUCCUCUGAGAGGCUGUUGCUGGGAGCUGGUGGUUCUGAUACUGUUACUACUGCUGCAUCUGGAAGUGGCAGUGAACUGAGAGACACUGCUGAGAAUGAUCGCCCACGCUUACCGCCUGCACCAUCUACUCAGAGGCUCCUGCUAGAGUAUGGGCGAGCAGGGGAUGCUACAAGCUUUGGGGACAAUACAAGCGACGUGCGGCACAGCUCCGUGCAACAAAAUCGACAUAUGCCACUUCCGGCUCCACCUUCGAGACGGUUGUUGUUGGCAGCUCCUCCUCCGUCUUCUUCUGAACAUGAUUCGCAAACUGCUGGGCAAGUAGUUGUUCGACAAACAAGCCAACACUCAGCUCCGGCAGAAGCCCAACAGCCUCUUGCUAAUACUGGAAGAAUUACUAGGUCUGCUGCGGGUACUGCGGGUGCUGCGGGUGCUGCGGGUGCUGCGAGAGUGCCUGCUCCGUCGUCCAGACACCCUGAUUUGAUUGAGCAAAAUGGCUAUUAUGUUCCUAACAGUGCACUUCAGCGGCUGGCGCGAAAAGAAAAUUCUUCAUUAAUUCUAAAUCGCACAAAUCUAAUUACCCGGCCUACUGAUAACCUUCCACUAAAAGUAGUCUCAGAAAAUUCGACUUCAAACUCCUCACCAAGAUUGGAAAAUGAAGCCUCAAAUGGUUCUCCCACAACACCCUCUACCUCUGCUUCUUUGUCCUCGGAAUCAUCUGCACAUUCGGAGCCAGUGGUUACAUCACCAACCUCCUCUGCUGUGACGUCUCCCACAUUAGAAAGUUCUUCUUCUCGUCGUGAUCACCAAACCACUCCUCCCUCGUCAUCGAAUCGCAUGCUGUCGAUAGCACAACGCAAUAUCUUACGCAGUGCAGCUGAGGCCAUCUCAAGAAUCGACUUAGGAGCUUUAAGAAAUCUGCGAAAAAGAAAUCGCUCUACAAGCCCAACCACUACAGCAUCGGGCUUACUUUGGGGCUCUCGCUCUUCCGACCGGCACAGUGACAAACUGAAACUCUCGAACUCUGAGUCAGCUUUGGACUCGGAAUCUAGGUCACUGCUGCAUGGCUUGCCACCUCGUGAGCGUUCAAUACUGAGAGCCUCACACGGCCACCUCCGGGGUACACCGGAUCUUAGAUUCAACCCCACUCCCGAUGCGGUUCCCUUUCUUUCUCACACUCACUCGGCAACACACAAUGUCCCUGCUACGUCAGCAUCAGUAGAUGAGGACUCAGUCGUUAGCACUGACUCGCAGUCCCACUCUCCCGCCUCCACAACCGAAGCUGAUGUUGAGGCUACAAGCGAUGAAAUCUUAACCGCAGCACCCUACAAUUCUGACUCUCAGGGCUCAUCAGAACACUUAGCUGACGGCAUUGACUUCUUACAUGAAACUUUUGUUUCUUCGCCUGCUGAUGAUGAAAUUAUUUUUGUUGAUGAAUCGGCAAGCCCAUCAGGAGAUCCGUCUGCCGGGGCUGUCGACGAUGUCAUUGGCAUUGGCUGCAUCUACUCGAACUCUGAAGAACCAACUGUGAAAGCCCGCAUGGCGUCUGGAAGACUUGACACACUCAGCGCUAUUAACAUUAAGCUUCCAAUCUUGAGGAAUGACAUCAAAGUGUUAGAAUCUAGCAAACCAGGUCUCUGCUUUACGGCUCCUGAUGUGGAGAAUGUUAGAGCUCUUAUCAGCGACAGAGAUUGGGCAGAUCUUAAGGACCGUCCUGCCUUCAUUCGAUUUCCGAAUGUGGGAGUGGCGCUGCUCGACCCUGGCAAGAAGCUAAAAAGGGACCCACGGUCACUUGCGGAAGCCAACAACAGAGAAGAUAAGCGCUUCUGGUUCGAUGCGGCCUAUUCGGAAUUUGCUGCCAUUGAUGGCAAUCAUGUAUACCAAGUUGUGCCCCUCCCGGCGGGUCGCAAAGCUCUUGGCACCAAAUGGGUGCUGAAGAAGAAACUCAACACGGAUGGUUCAAUUGACAAGUACAAGGCUCGUCUUGUUGUUCAGGGGUUUCGUCAGAAGUUUGGUGUUGACUAUGUUGACACCUUUGCACCGGUAAUGAGAUUCAGCACUGUUCGUCUCAUUUUCGCCCUGAGUGCGGCGAAGAACUGCGAAAUGCACCACGUCGAUGUUAAAAAUGCUUUCUUGAAUGGAGAUCUAGAAGAAGACAUCUAUGUCAAGCCACCAACAGGAAUUGACCAUAAUACCCCUCCUGGCAUGGUCUGGAAGCUGAAUAAAAGCUUAUAUGGACUGAAGCAAGCCCCUCUGUGUUGGAACAAGAAGCUUGUUGACAAGUUGGAAGCUCUAGGUUACAAAGCUGCCAAGAAAGAACCCUGUCUCUUUUACAAGAUUAAUGGCAAAGACUUCAGUAUUAUAGGUCUUUAUGUUGACGACAUCUUAACGGCGUCAAACGUACCGGGAGAAUUCGAGCGGUUUUUCAAGGGCCUAUCUGGUUACUUUGCCAUCAAAGAUGAAGGUGGUGUUAACAAAUUCUUGGGAAUCAGAGUCCAAGACUCCGACAGGACGAUAUCUCUGGAUCUGGAACACUAUAUUGCUGACAUGAUUGAGGUUUUCAAAUUGGGUGAUCAAACAGCUAAGUCGAUACCGUUGCCCAAGAAACAUGGCCUUGAUUUCCCACAGGGCCUCGAUGCUCGUCCAGCUAACCAAUCGCUAUAUCGCAGCAUUCUUGGCAAGCUACAGUUUGCUGCUCAGACGGCUCGUCCAGACAUUGCCUAUGCUACAGGCAAGCUUGCUCAGUAUUCGAGUGACCCUAGAGCCAUUCAUAUGGAUAGAGCUUAUCAUGUUCUGAGCUACCUCAAAGGCACCAAGGACCUGGCAAUUGUCUAUCACAAAAUGUACCAGGCGCCCUCUCCGCGGCUUCUGAGAGGCUGGUCAGAUGCCGAUUGGGCAAACGAUCCUGACAGGAAGUCUAUCUCAGGCUUUGCAUUCUCUCACGGUCCUUCAACCUUCUCUUGGAAGUCGGCCAAACAGAAGCUGACAGCAACUUCCACAACCGAGGCUGAGCUGAUUGCCGCUUUUUCUGCCACGUGUGAGGCAGUUUACUUCCGAGAUCUUUUGGAAGAACUUGGUGAAUCUCAACCAACGACUGUCAUCAUGGAGGACAACAAAGGUGUCCUGGAUCUCAUGAAGGACAGCAAACAUCACGAGCGGACUAAACAUAUUGAUACCAAGUACAUGCGCACCAGAGACCAUGUCAAAGCCGGCGAUACCCGUCUUGAAGCUGUUGCUUCAGCAGAUAAUGUGGCAGACAUUUUACCAAAGCUCUGGCUAAGCCGCAGUUUUAUAUUUGAGGAAUCUUCUGGGUAUGAGUACCCGUCCUCAAGUUGA